Molecule: messenger RNA, 2151 nt
Organism: Acaulospora morrowiae
Lineage: Eukaryota; Fungi; Glomeromycota; Glomeromycetes; Diversisporales; Acaulosporaceae
Source: the annotation of a GenBank genome assembly
AUGGUUUAUAGAAAAGUCACCCUUAGGGUAUCAUGGGUAUUCUUACUGACACUUUCAUUAUCAAUAUUCAUUAUUAUCGAUGCCGGCAUCUUGAACCUAAGAUCCGGCAACACUUUUACAUACAAUAGAGAGAACUUUGUUAAACGUCUUUUAUACUUUGACGAUUCAUCACCCUCUAUUUUAGCACAGAAUAAUUCUGCAAAGAUACAAGAUCGAGAAUGUCAAAAUGACGUGGAUUGCUAUAGUGGAAUUGGUACCAAUAUUUCGUCGAUACUAGGAGAUUACGCAUGCGUGGACAACAAGUGUAAAUAUGUUGUUGCUGCUGGGGAAAGAUGCAACAUUGAUUCGGACUGCGCCGCCUUCCUAUACUAUUCCCGAGGAAAUCAAACCGUCAACAACACUCUGUGUUCUGCUAGCAACUGCAAUCUAAACUCGGAAUGUAGUAGCGCGUGGGAUCCAGAAAAAUUCAAAUCACCUUUACCCCACUUUGACAAAUUAAUGUGUUGUGGUGGUAUUAAGGAAAACGAUAAAUGUCUUAUGGUCGCAACGAACGUUGAUCCGUGCGAUUAUGGCUUGGGUUGUGAGCUCAACGUUCAAGGAAGUUCUACCGACCAACUACAAUACACAUGUGUCUCCAAAAAAAAUUCUGUUAUGCUUGGCGUAAUUAUUUGCUUGAUCGGUAGCACAGUUUUGAAUAUUGGAUUGAAUAUACAAAAAUAUGCGUUCACCAAGCAUCAAGAGGAAUUCAGUAAGCAAGAGUUGAUAGUGGAAAGUCUCAAUGAAGAGGUGACUAUCAAUGUGAGUGACGGAUCGAUCAAGCAGAAAGGAGGUUCGCCCUUAUCGUUAGGUGCAAAUGAAGUUGAACGUGGAGAGAUAAUCGUCGAAAAACGAACAAGUAUGGUUGAAAGCACGAGAGGAACAAGCAAUAAUAUCGAGCAUUCUCGAUUGUAUAAGAAAAUGGAAAAAUUUAUGUUUUGGAAGCAGAUUGUUGUGUCGCCAUUAUGGGUCGUUGGGUUUCUAAUUUAUUUAGUCGGCACGAUGAUGGGAUUCAUUGCCUUACAAUUCGCUCCGCAAUCCUUGAUCGCCCCACUUGGUGCCGUCUCACUUGUCACGAAUCUUUUAAUUGCACCCAUACUUCACUCCCAAAAAUUAACAUUUUUUGACAUUUUCGGUGUUGUCGUAAUUAUUGGCGGUAGCGUGGUGAUUACCGUGUUCUCUGGAGUUGUCUCUCAAGGUCAAUCAAACUACAAAUUGUGCGUCUUAAUGGCUUUGUUCCGGCGUCCUUCCACGAUCAUAUACCUUAGCAUAAUAUCCUGUUUCAUCGCCAUACUUAUUUUUUUUAUUAAAUUGGAGUCGAGAAAUGCUGAAACAGAUGUGGAUGAUUUCAGUACACCAGAGACAACUUCUGAGAAUCAUAAUGAUAGAAGUUCACUGGAAAAAUGGUCAAUACCGAAAUCAUCUGAGGAAAGGAAGAUGCAAAACGAAAUUUACCUCGAUGAUGACGAAAACAUUAAUAACAUAAGGAGUCGUAGAUUGACGUUAGUGUCAAUCGAGGAAAGAGAAGAAGAAAUUGAUAAUGUAGAUUGGAAUCGUAGGUACAGUGUAAAGAGCAAUGGAGAUAGUAAAAGCUUUUUGAUCAAGAGGCGAGGAUUUAGGGAAAAAUUCUUGUUACCAAUUGCAUACGCCGUGUUGGCCUCUAGUAUGGCGACACUGACGACCUUGUUUGCAAAGUCCCUGAUAAACCUAUUAACACAAACAUUUGUACAUCAAGACAAUCAAUUCAACAAUCUCUUAUCUUGGAUAAUACUGUUGGUGACAUCGGUGACUGCCGUUGGUCAGGUCUACUGGUUGAAUAUUGGCUUGAAGAAAUAUGACGCGUUGAUUCAGGUUCCAAUUUUCUUCUGUAACUGGAGCCUUUAUGACAUCAUCGGUGGAGGGAUUUAUUAUGACGAGUUCAAGAACUUUACAACCAUAAAAUAUCUUGAGUUUGCUCUUGGCGUUAUGAUGAUAUUUUUUGGCGUGGUAUUAUUAUCAAAGAGAUUAGCGAAAUUAACAAAGGAAGAGGAAGAGUUAAAUGCCAGUCAGAAAUUGGUUGAAAAGAAACUUAAAGAGAUGAAGCGCGAUAAGAACUCAAAGAAUGAAGACGUUUAA